Mus caroli (Ryukyu mouse) is the source of this 4878-nucleotide messenger RNA. RefSeq names its product zinc finger AN1-type containing 4 (gene Zfand4). The record is from RefSeq and is a predicted model, not a curated record. Gene Ontology annotation, molecular function: protein binding; zinc ion binding. NCBI's taxonomy places the organism in Eukaryota, Metazoa, Chordata, Mammalia, Rodentia, Muridae.
GAAGGGCCUGCUGCGCCUUCGCUGCCCCGGUGCGCCCGCCUCAGCUGCAGCCUGGUCACACCCGUGCUUCUCUGCGUAGGGACUCACGGACAAAUUGGUCGUGCCCGUGGCUCGGGGUGCUGCUGACCCGACUUUGGGUCUGCGUGUGGUCCCUGCCGGUUGUGGCCCCAGGGCAGCACCCCCGCACUUGUGCAUCGUUCCUAGGCUAGAGUGUGGUUCCAAUCUGUAUCUCGAUUUUCACACAUCUGUAAAAGGACAAGAGUCACCUUUUUAAAAGGCUGCAACAUAUUGUGGGUAUAUUUAUGUUGGGGGAAAAAAAAUUAAAAACUAACUCGUCGUGUGACUAAGUUCCUGUGGACGAGAAGGAAGCAAAGUCCAAGGUACAGAACUCAAACAUGAACAACGAUACAUAUUACCAAUGUUCAAAGCUGAUUUGGGUAGAAUUGGAAUACAGUUGCAUACAACAUAUUCCAGAAGAAUCAGAAAAGUCAAAGUAAUGGAUAACAGAAAAGAGCCUCCAUUCUUCAAUGAAGAUAACGUGGGACCAUUUUAUUUCAAACUUCCUUUCUAUGACACCAUGGAACUCUUCAUCGAAACGUUGACUGGAACAUGUUUUGAACUAAGAGUUUCACCCUUUGAAGCUGUUAUCUCUGUGAAAGGAAAAAUUCAAAGAUUGGAAGGUAUUCCCAUCUGUCAGCAGCACUUAAUUUGGAAUAACAUGGAACUUGAAGAUGAUUAUUGCUUGAAUGAUUACAACAUUUCAGAAGGUUGUACCUUGAAGCUGGUAUUGGCAAUGCGUGGUGGACCGAUAAGUACUAGAAAAGUUCCUGUGGAAGACCCACUCAGGGAGCUUGCUGAGUACAUGGAUUCCAGUCGAGAUGAGGUCUGGGAAAAGACCUCCUGCAACAAACAAGUUACGUUUUUGGUAUACCGGGAAGGAGAUCAGCUGAAUUUCUUUCGUGUGGUAGAUAGAGGAGAUGGCACUUUAACCCCACUGUCUGAGUCUUUAAGUGGUUCUGUGUAUAAUUUGUAUACAGAUGAGGAUGAGGAAGCUGAGCCUUCUCCUUCUGGGCAACAGAUCAUUGAAAACUCUAUAACUAUGAAUAAGAUGAAGCUGCUGAAGGCUAAGAUGGAGAACAUGAAUCUCAGCAAAAAGCCUAAGAAAGUUGUCAAGGUAAAACCUCGCCCACCUCUAGCUCCUCGGCCGACCAGCAGUUCUACAGCAGCAGCCCGGCACAGAUUGCUAAGAGUCCUCCCUCAUAUUGGGCAGUCUUGUUUACCUUCUGGGAAUGCAUAUCUCCCUGAAACAUCCAGGAAUGCAGGCCCAAGUCCUGCAGCUCAGGCCCCUGCCGAUAGACCAGUGUCAUCUCUCAGGAAUGAGCUGCUGAAGGAUGAUGACAAUUGGGAGAUUAACAUGUUAUCUCACUCCACGAGUAGUAUCAGACUGCUUCCUCAGUUGACCCAUAUAGAACUGGAAAGUGACAAAGAGCUCGCAGAUUCUGUUCUUCACCUUGGAUCAUCCCUGUCUAGGCGGACCAAGCACCUUUCAGGAAACUUGUUAUCUAAUAAUGAGGAUGAUGUUGUCUUGUUUCCACGGUCAGAAGAAUGUGUAGCUGAUGAGUUGCUCCUGCCAGAAGUAGGUGCUUUUGCUCCAUUUGCAGAAGGAAACGGUGCCGAGCAGAGCAGUGGUGUAGAAGGGUUAGGGAAGGUAACUCCAGAGUUCCCACUCUCUAAAGGUGAUGGAGGACUGAGGGCAGCAGAGCAGCCUCUGAGCCACGUGGCAAGAGUGCUGAGCAGUGAUCCAGGAGACAAUGCAGUUCUUAACCACCGAGAGCCAAGCUCUCACAAGAACAGACUCCUGUCACCUCUUCUCUGUGCUGCACCAGUGUCACUACAUAAUCCUCUGGUGAAGCCACAGAGACAGUCAAAAUGCUUUGAGUCAGGCAACCCCUCAGCGUCUACUUCACAAAACACCCUGCGGGAAUUGGACAUUCGAACCAUAGCAGAUUCUUCUUUCUCUAGGACUGCUCGCUUCCGUGGUGUUAAAGUCGAUUCGCCUGGAAAAAGAUCUGAUGUUAUUUCUAAAGUGGAAGCCCGAGAUAUUACAGAAAUGGCUAAUAAAGCUUCCAAAGAGCCUGUUGGUUGUGUAAACAAUAAUGGCUUUUUGGCUUCACUGGCACGGAGUGCAAGCAGAGACAGUUUGCAGAGCACCCAUGGGGCAUGCAGGCUUCGGUCCUCUGGAAUUGGUUUGUCUACAAACUUCCAGCAUUUUCAGGAUGAAAACAUUAGGAAAAGUUCUCCCCAGUCAGAACCUACAGAUUUUUUUCUAUCUGCCCGCGGUAUUGGAAUGAAUGGAAGUAAUGCAGCAGCAGGGAAGAGAAUAGGAGAGAGCAUCCACCACCUUCCACCUGUGAAAGCCCCUCUUCAAACAAAGAAGAAAAUAAUGAAACAUUGUUUUCUUUGUGGAAAGAAAACAGGACUGGCCACUAGCUUUGAAUGCAGGUGUGGAAACAACUUCUGUGCAUCUCACCGUUACGCAGAAGCUCACGGCUGCACUUACGACUACAAAAGUGCAGGGAGGAGAUACUUAGAGGAGGCCAACCCUGUGGUCAACGCACCAAAACUUCCCAAAAUCUAAUUCUUCUCUGCGCUUUACUGCUUUGCCUGAGGAAUCGAUUAUAUUUGACAGAGAAAUAUUGUUUAGACUGCAUUAUUUUUGUUCGACUCCAAAAGAUUUGCCAAAUAACAAGCGCACAUAGUGUGCACUGUUGGAGACUGAAAAUGCCUACUGUAUUGAUGUCUUUAUUCUUUGGUGAAUCAAAAGUUUUAAAAGUAGUUUUAAAAACUUUACACUAUAAUGAUUUAGUUUUGUUAUUGCAUGUCUGUGUUAAGUAUUUUACAUUUGAGAUUGGAAUUAUUAGACAAAUCUUCAAAAGAUGCACUUUAGGAAGUUGCUAUUGGCCACAUAACUAGGCUUCCAUGUUGUACAGCAGUGAGUGGUUCCGUAUGGCUCUGUUCAAACUGAGCACAUUUGCCCUUUUUCUUUCUUUUCUUGGGGGGAUGGGAUAAAUGGGAUAUUUUUUAAAGAAUAAAUCCCGCAUGUGAAAGUUUAUGGAGGUUACUGGCAAGUUCUUUUUAAAAGAACAUUUGGUUUUUUUAAACAUGUGAUUUUUAACACAUAUAUUUCUUCCAUAUUCAGAUUGGCAUUCAUAUAUGUAUCCAUUCUGUAGAACACAUCAUGUUAAUAUAGUAUACAUUUAAAAAAAUACUACUUUUUAAAUGGUAGUUUUAAAAUAACAGUAUCUUACUUGUUGCCAUUGAAAAAAGAAUCCAACUUUUCACUUUCAAAAAUGGCUAUAUAUAUAUUUUUAAAAGUCUCACAAACUUGGUUUAUUUUUCUUACAUAUUGAGUGCUUUUACAGGGGAAAUUCAAAUAAAUAUUCAACUUCACUAUGACUUUAUUUGAUUAUUUACAAUACAUUUUCUUUUAUAAAGUACUUAAAUAAGUGAUUUAUUAUACUUGGGGGAAAUGACUGGCAGUAUAAAGGUACUAUUUUAAGGUCUGAUGACUUUGUUCUUAGGUAUAAUGAAUUUUCUAUUCAGGACUUUGGAGGGCCAUUGAAGCUAAUGUUGAAUGUGAGGCAACAGCUGUCAGGCGGCCAAGUUAGGGGCUGUACCCUUGUUUCCCACAGGGGCUCCCAAAGGCCAUUUUGGUGCGUCAUAGACCACUCACUCCUCUGAGGGUUGCCAGGAGAACUCUUGAUACUCCUCUCUCACUUCAUAUAGGAGAUUGAAUGGUGAUGGACAGACAUGCCAUCAGACCUAUAGUAAAGUAGAUUAGUUAAAGAGAAUGGUAAUAGAGGAUUAAAGAUGGAGGGUAUGCUUUUGUUUGUUGGUUUGCUUUGUUUUUUGUUUUUUGAGAUAGGCUCUCAAGACUGUAGCCAAGCCUGCCUUUGACUCACUGUGUAGCCCAGGCAAGCCUUUGAAUUCGCAGCAGCCUUUAAGCCUCAGUCUCUCUUGUGCUAGGAUUAUAGGCUGGAGUUAACACUCUGCUGAAGACAUGCUUUGUAUAUGUGGCACAUGAGUGCAUUUGAAGGAUACACGAGGCCAGAGCAGGAUGUUAAGUGACCUGCACCAACAGGUCAUUCUUCAGUGACAGGGUCCUCAGUGAGACAGGUAGGAGAUGAGAAGAAAUAGGGACACUGGUGUUUGGAGAUCUUAUGCCUAGCAAGCUUAAGAAGUAUAGCAUCUUAUAUUCUAUUUCCACAGCAGAAAUAGGACAGAGUUAACAGAAACUAUCAAAUAAUGGAAUGAAGUUAUCAUGAAGAAAGUCCAGCAAUGUUGUACAAAAGGGAACACAGGCUUUUUCAAGUUCAUCACAACAGAGCACAUAGUGGCCUUAGGACUGAUUACUCCAGGCUCUUUAGGGGAAAAAGCCAAGUUUCUAGGGACCAAAUCCUUUAACUCCUCUGAGGCCCUGGCCCCAGCCCCAGCCCAGCCCUUGCCAAGUCUACUUGGGCAAAGACACUGCCUUUUCACUGGUGCCUCUGAGAAAGCCUUAGACCUGCCCAUCCCUGAGCAGUUAGGUAUCUAUCAUUCUCCACAAUAUUGACUUGAGGCAGGUUUUUGCCAUGUUUUGCAUACUUUUAACUCAUAAUUAUUAGUCGGAAUAAGUCUUAAGUCUUCAGUUCUAUGAAUGAUUUUGGUCAAAGUUGCAUCAAGUUUUUGUCUGAUACUGGGGAUGAGACCAUAGCCUAAGCAAGCACCCUGCCACCAAGCCACACCCCAGCCCACAGGUGAGAGUUACUUUGUAGUUUUUGAGUCAUUUAGAAAUGAAACACUUUGGGGUUUUUUUCUUUGUUUUUUGUUUUUGUUUUU